CACCUCAUUCUCUAGCUCCUUCUCUCUGUGAAGUUGUUGAGACGACUUUGAGAUGGCAUUCAGUGGAACCUACCAGCUCGAGUCACAAGAGAACUUUGAAACUUUCAUGAGAGCCAUUGGUCUACCCGAAGAACUGAUAGAGAAAGGGAAGCAUGCUAAGAGUGUCACGGAAGUUGUGCAGAAUGGAAAACAUUUUAUUUUCACUGUGACUACGGGACCUAGGGUUCAACGUAGUGAGUUUACCAUAGGUGAAGAGGCAGAGUUUGACUCAAUAAAAGGAGGGAAGGUCAAGGCUGUUGUUAAUCAGGAAGGGAACAAGCUGAUUACAAAACUUGAAGACAUCACCACUGUCACAGAGUUGGAUGGAGAUAAACUAAUUAAUGUAAUGACUUUGAAAGAUAUUAACUACAAGAGAAUCAGCAAGAAAGUCUGAAAGAAGAAGAACCUUUCAAUAUUAUUACUAAUGAAAAAAAUAGAAAAUAAAACAUUUC
Pelobates fuscus (common spadefoot toad) is the source of this 491-nucleotide messenger RNA. Its product is annotated as fatty acid-binding protein, liver-like. The transcript is spliced from 4 exons. Gene Ontology annotation, cellular component: cytosol; nucleus. The record is from RefSeq and is a predicted model, not a curated record. Gene Ontology annotation, biological process: fatty acid transport. Gene Ontology annotation, molecular function: fatty acid binding. NCBI's taxonomy places the organism in Eukaryota, Metazoa, Chordata, Amphibia, Anura, Pelobatidae. The coding region runs from base 53 to 433 and encodes 126 amino acids.